Messenger RNA from Rhopilema esculentum, 11724 nucleotides. The record is from RefSeq and is a predicted model, not a curated record. Lineage: Eukaryota; Metazoa; Cnidaria; Scyphozoa; Rhizostomeae; Rhizostomatidae.
AUAAGUUAAUGAAAACAAAGUCAUCUCAAGCUUUGCCACCCGACCUAGAUUCAAUCAACCAAGCAAUUAGAAGGACGCAUUUCCCAACUUUCUUCUGGUUGCGCUUUAAUGGCAGGCUUCCUAAAGACAUCGACUGCAGUGAAAUCGGUUGGGAAAACAAUGGCGAGACGGUUUUGCCAAUAUGGUUUACAGAUGAUCAGCAACCUCCAACACUCGAAACAAGUGAGGCUAGUAAACAAAGUUUCAAGGCCUCGAGGAAAAUGUGUUAGGCGAGACAGCAGUUAUGACUCUGAUUUCAAUAGUGACGGUAACUUAAAGGAAAUACAAACUUUUAGCAGUAAAAUGGAUUUCAUACUUCUCGGCGAUCAUCUAACAGUAAAAGUGAUAGUGAAAGUGGGGAUGAUACCUGGCUUCCAUUAACCGCUGGAUACUUUACUACAGAAGUAUUUUGUUAUGUUUAAUAUAUCAAUGUUAUCUUUUGCUCUAGGCUUUAGUAUAGAUUCGGUAGGAGAAGACGCCUCCUACCGAAAUACUAUUAUUACCGUUUUGAGAAAUUUAUCUAUAUGACGUCAUUGUUAUAGAUCGCAAUAUAUCUCAAUUACGCUGGCUCGAAACAUAUAUACUUCUCCACGAACCAAGAAAUCUCUUUAAAUAAAACUCAAACGUACGCCUUGUCUCGUCAUUUCUCAGUUUUUCUACACGUCUUUCCUCAACACAUUUUACGCUAACACUGCCCUACUGUACUUUUAUGAACUCAAUUUAUAUUACUCAGCUAAUCAACAUGUCAAAUCAGGGAACCUAUAUUUGCUUACUGUUUAUACCGAUUGUAAAAUGUUGCUUAAAUUGUCGAUUGAUUCUCAGGACCUUUUAAAAGUCAGAGGAUGGCCAGUAAAUGAUGCGACGUAAAUCGGUUAAACUUUCCUUUUUUUCUUUCGAUGAAAUCGUCCCGGCAGCUACAUAACUUGCAUGCUAACAACGGCAUAAUAAUUAACGCGUGACAUGGGCAAAAUCUUUCUCAAGAACUAUCCCAGAGGGCUUCCAAAAUUGAUAUAUCUCCUAUAAAUAUCUCAAAACGACUAAGAGCAAAACGAAGGCGACAAGAUCUUUCACAAGCAUCUUGCCCCUAAAACGGUGUAUGCCUAAACUGCUUUCUCUUGCUGCUACUUUUCCAUAAUUCUUACUGCCUAAGAUGAGGUACAGGGCUCCUAUAUAAACUGAACUAAAAACAAUAGACAUACGUAAAUGAAACGGUGAAAGGAAGUAAUUUACUUAGUAACGAGCGGGAUGGGGUAGCGCGAUAUCCUUAAAUACUGGGUUGCUAUGGCGAUCUACUUAACAUGCUGCUAAUUGACGUAGGUAUGAAGUUACUCAUAAUAAUACAAAGAUUAUCUUAAUACACGUGAUGGAAAAUGCGGAACGAGCAAGGAAAGUUACAGAUAAACAAGAGUGAUUAGGUAAGGAAAAUCAAACGAAUGGACUAGAGAGAAAGGCCUAAAAUUAGCAGUAUUACACGAUACAAAGGUCUUACAUAGGUUUUAAAUACAUCACGAAUAUCAGUUUCCUUUACCUUGUUCACAUACACAUUAACAGGAGACAAGUACGUAAAUACAAUAUCAUAACAAAACAAAUUAAGCUACUUCGAGUCCUAAAGUGAAUGAAGCAAUAUAUCUGAGAAUAUAACAUAACAUAACCAAAUACUUGCUAUGCGCGCUGUGGAAUCCCCCACAGUCAUCAAAGAAACGUCAAUCAAUGAGAUAUGGAAAGCAAUUUUUGGUAUACCUGCUCAAUGGACGUGUCUCUUUAUCAGAGAGUGAUAGAAUAUCUUAAGAAAGGACAAUUAACAGUCCAAGAAUGAGAAUUCUGCGAAACAGUGGUGGUAAAAGGCCUAGUUUGGUUGGAUGACGUCAUCAGUCAAAGCUCCUUUUUAGAGCUAUCCGAAUAUGCAAUAAUUUUUGUUAUAAGACUUUUAUUACAGGAGAUAAUGGCUUUCUUAUUGAAUUAUUUUUUUAUUUAUGACGUCACGAAUCACAUGCAAUCUAAAAAUAAUUCGCGAUGGCCCAUCUCGGAAAAACAAUCUUUAGCCAUUAAAAUGUAGAAAUCCGAAGAAAAAAUUGAGAUUAGGCAAUUUGUUAGUUUUUUCGCAGCUAUUCCCCUGUCUAUGAUGAUAUGUAUGAGCUGCCGGCUCCUGUGUCCAGCAUCGCUCUGCAUGUUAUCCCGUUUAACUUCACUACCACCACUGGGUAAAUUAUUCCUUGUGCCCCUGUGGCCAACAUCACCUGGUUUGGCUGGCUGGUCUUACUAUCACUUGACUUUUUGUCACAUACGGAUGUAUGGUGUCUGCUGUGACAAUUUCUACAUCCGCUUUUCACUUGACACUCAGCGGCACGAUGAUUCAAGCCAGUACAAUUGAAACAUAAUCUCUUCUGCCGUAAAAUGUCUCUCCUUUUCUCAACUUCCUUUUCUCAUCUCCGUAGUGCAUCUACUAACUGCGGAAAACCCCAAUUUUGCUAGCUAUCAUCAGUGCGCACAAGGUCUGACUUGAUACCCUCCAAUUUAUCUAAGGUUGCGCGUGCAAACCCGUUUACUUCACUCAACUUUCCUAUAGACUCUAGGGCUUGGACACUAAUAAGUAAUUUUGCAUGAAAAUCAUGGACUUUGCUUGAAUUAGCCCCCUUAAUAACUGGCAAAGAUGUUAGAUUUUGGACGUGCGCAUUAAUUACUUCACUUGAUUUGCCAUAAGUUGACUUAAGAAUAUGCUUAGCUCUUUCAUAACCCUCUGUUGUGAAGGGUAACCCCUCAAUAUGCACUCGCACCUUUGGCAACAAAAGUUCUUUCAAAUAUGCGAAUUUUGCUACUGCAUCUAUGUUUACCCUGUCUAUUUCUGCCUCAAAUUGGUUCCAGAAUCUGAACCAAUCAAUGUGAGUGCCUUGAAAAUUGGAGAUAAUCAAUUUAGGAAGCUCUACCUUGCUUGAUACCUCACCCCCUACGCUUGUUGAUGACUUAGGCCCUUGCUUUAUCUCCUCCAAUUUUCGCUCUUGUUUGAUUCUUUCCUCGAAUUUUGCCUGUUCAAACUCUGCUUCCUGCGCGAACAGCUUCUGUUUGGCCAACCACAAGACCUUUUCUUCCUCACUCCGAUCAUUCUGCUUUAUUUCUGUCAAAACUCCCUUUAAUUCGGCGAUCAUCAUCAUCAUCAUCAGUAACGGAAGGGUCAAGGCUGACCCGCCGUGGCACACGCAAUGGUUGUCCGCCAAGUGUCCCUGUCUUGCGCCUUCCGAAGUAGCUCGGCCAUGAUCAUUCCCAGUAAAUCUUCCACGUCGUUCUCCAGUUUCCUUCGUGGUCUUCCUCGUUUCCUCUUUCCGUCCACCAUUCCCGAAAGAAUGUCAUUUCCCAAGCCUUUACUUCUCGCAACAUGGCCAAUAAAAGAUAACUUCCUUUUGUUGAUGCUGUUUAUGAGGGUUGCUUGGCCGAUCCUUUCCAGGACCCAUUCGUUCGUUUUCCUUUCUCUCCAACUUAUACGCAUAAUUCUUCUGUAACACCAUAUCUCGAAGGACGUCAGUCUGUUCCUGUCUCAUUUCUUGAGGACCCAACAUUCACAUCCAUAAGUUGCUACAGGGAAUACUGGCGUAUGGAGGAUUCGGAUUUUUGAUUGGAGUGUGAUCGAGCGGUCUUUCCAAAUGUUGCUGAGGCUUACUACUGCACUUCUUGCUAUGGCCAACCUUCUUCUGAUUUCUUUGCUGUCAUUGCAAUCGUUAGUAAAGUUUGCACCGAGAUAAAUAAAAUUAUCCACUGUUUCAAUGACUUCGCCGUUAACAGCAAGAUCUCGCAUUUCCAUGUUGUCUGGAUCACCAGCCAUCUUCAUGACUUUCGUCUUCUGCGUGUUUAGCAUCAGUCCUGCCUGCUCGCUUGCUACUUUGACUCUUGUGACGAGGUCUUCCAGCUCUUGCAUGGAUCCAGCAAUAAGGACAAUGUCAUCAGCGUACCUAAGGUUACUGACGGUUCUUCCUCCCACUUUUAUGGAUCCCUUGAAUCCGUCCAGAGCUUCUCGCAUAAUUUUCUCAGAGUAGACAUUAAAAAGAUGCGGCGACAGUAUACAACUUUGGCGGACUCCUUGACCGAUGUUGAAGAAAUCUGUCAUGCCAUAAGUGGUUCUUACAACUGCUUUCUGGUUGUCAUAAAGAUCUUUUAUGAGAUGGAUGAUGUGCGUUGGAAAGCCCAUCUCAAACAGUGCUUUCCACAGUGUUUCGUGGUCGACUGUGUCAAAUGCCUUCCUGUAGUCUAUGAAGCACAUAUACAGGUUAUGGCACCGCUCUCUGUGUUUUUCCAUUAUCAGCUUCAAGUUUAGAAUUUGAUCUCGUGUGCCUUUGUUUGCACGAAAUCCACAUUGUUCAUCUGCAAUUUCUUCAUCUAGUUUACCUUUCAGACGACCGGCUAUAACUUUUGAAAGGAUCUUGCUGCAAUGGCUGAUUAAAGAUAUUGUUCUGUUGUUACUGCAUUCUAAAACGUCUCCUUUCUUUGGGAUGGAUACAAAAACUGAUGUAAUCCAAUCCUCUGGCCAUUUUCUAUCUUUCCAGAUCUUUUUGCAGAGAACAUGGAAAAACUCGAAGACAUUCCCUCCACCGUUCUUAACAAGUUCCGCGGCCACUUCGUCGAUACCUGUGCUUUUGUUGUUUUUCAAAUCAUUUAUGGCUUUCUGGAUUUCACUCCGCAGAGGGGGCGGUUCUUCUUCGGUUUGGUCGAACGCAAAGUUGUCGUGUGCUAAGUUGUCAUUAAUUUUAUACAGAUCUUCGCAAUUUGACUUCCAUCUUUCUUUGACAUCAUAUCCAUUGCACAAAGCAUUACCGUUUUCAUCUUUUAUUGUGUCAAUGGUUGGUUUGAACUUUUUGGUCAGAUCUUUGAUUCCUCGAUACAGAUCUCUGGUUGAAUUAGUUAUGGAGUUUUCUUCAAUUUUCUUACAGACUCUGUCUAUUUGCUGAUUUUUGUCUUUUCUCAUCAUUCUUUGUACUGUUGCAUUUUGUUUUUUGUAUUCGUCGGUUGUUCCUUUCAGACAUCUUCGUUUCUCGAUUUCUGCUCUUGUUUCUUCUGAGAUCCAAUCAUUUUUUAUCUUUUUUCGCUUUUGGAUAGUUUGCUUUGCAACUUCGACUAGACAUUCCUUGCCUAACUUCCAGAAGUCGUUAGGGGGAAUUUCUUCAGUUUCACACUCCAGCAGGGAUUCGAAUUUGUUGUUAAUGUCAACCUUCUACUUUUCGCCUAGAGUGGAGAAAUCUAGACGUAGCGUUGGUGGUGGUUGAUCUAAUUUCUUCAGUCGCAUUCGGAUCCUGGCGGACAGAAGUUGGUGAUCACUGUUGCAGUCGGGUCCUGGUAGAGUUCUUGCAUCUUUCAGGCAGCUUUUCCACUUCUGUUCGAUCAUGAUGUAGUCGAUUUGAUUUCUGAUCGUUCUGUCAGGCGAUGUCCAAGUGUACAGUCUUCUUGGAUGCUGAUCAAAAAGCGUGUUGGCUACGACAAGACGAUAAUUCGUUGCUCCACAAACGAACUUCUGUUGGUUCGACCUCAUCCUCUAGUUUUAAUUCUUGUACCUCACAUUUCAAGCCAUGAAUCUCGGUAAUCUUUUUCUCGUAUAUUCCCAGUUGUCUCUCGAUUGACACUUUGUCCUUUCUUGAUAAAAUCUCGUUGGUUUCUACACUGAUAAAUUCGAGAAGACGGGUUUUCCCCUGGAUUUUCUUCUCGAAGCUCUCAAGUUCCGCUUUGUUCGCCAUAUCUCACUGUUUCUCGUCUCUUGGGCUCUUCUCUCCCAUCUGGGGUGCCACUGUUUCGCGAACUAUCGUAGAAGCACGAAAACAAAAAUAACUCGCAUUUAAAACCAACAAAAUCUGUAUCAAAACAUCGUAAAACUCUCGAAACUUCACGCUUUUUCUCUUCUCGCCAUCUACAAAACUUUUACUCCUCCUUCCUCACGCGGUUUUAACUAAUUUGCAUAAUAAUGACAACAAAACAGAAAUCUAAGAUCCCGGAUAAAAGGUCUAACAUCCCGGAUAAAGUCUAACGGUCUAUCGUGUGGUCUAUAGUCCCUGACACUGUGGAGAAUUGAGAGAAGGUUCAUAGAGGGUUGGAGCGCCACGAUUGCGCUACAAAGACGUAUUUAAGAGACAUCUGAAGAAUACCAACGAGUAUGAAGACUGGAGAGGAAAGGCCAAUAGCCGUGGGACCUGAAGGAAGGUGGUGGCCGCUGGAACCAGAACCACCACCUACUGAGGCGGCCUGAUAAUGUGAAACUUGCAACAGGACCUUCAAGGCAGCAAUAGACCUUUACCCUAAUUACGUCAUCAUUGCGAAUUUGCGCUUUGCAUUCUGGGACUAGUGGUCACGCAGGCAACCAAACUGUUGAUGUUUGUGAAUCGACUUCGUGGAGAACAGCUUAAAGAACAUCGUACAAAUAUGUCAGAAUAUAGCGAUUCAGCCACAAUUCAAGUGAGAAAUCAAAGCCCUAGUUUUUUUAAAAACUCUUGCCCGGGCAUAAAUUCGAUUUCAGAAGACAAGGAGCCUGGCGAUAUCGCAUCGAUUACCAUCGGUAGGCCUAGGCCCGACAACGCUAUCCGCAACCAUGAAACCGAAAGCAAAAACAUUACAGAUGGCUGGACGAAAUCAUUGCGCUGUUUCCCUGGAAUGACAGAUAAUAAUAUCGAAAAAGCACUUAUUCACCAAUCUGUUUCUUUUCCAAGACGUUGCAUUGCUCCGAAAGCUUUUAGAAACAAGAAGCAGGGAUAUAAACUCUGGAAGGAAGGAUUUGUACGCAAUGUCUUUGUCAGAGAAAAUGUCCCGGGACCAAGACUGAUGUUUCUUGUGAAGAGCAGGGUGCACGCUUCGAUGAAAAAUACUUCAUACAAUGUUUAUGUCCACCUAGAUCAGAGUAAUGGUGAAAUUCUGUACUCUAAAUGCAUGUGCAAGGCAGGUCAGGUUGGCUGUUGCAAACACGCGGCUGCUUUGCUUUUUACUUUGCUAGACUUCACGAAUGCACAGUACAGCAAAAUUCCUGAUAUGCUUACAUGCACUCAAGUUGCUCAAAAGUGGCAUGUGCCAUCAGCAACAAGUAUGACAUUGUCAGCUGCUGUGAAGUUUGAUGAUGUCAUUUUCAGUAAAUAUGAGCCAAACAAAGAAAAGAAAAGAGCAUUUGCCAGCCAAGCCCGUCAGGAUUACUGUGCAACCCCUCAGUUUGCUCUAAAAGUUAGUGCUAACGCAUUUAAACAACUGGCUAAUGAUUUGAGUGAUGCUGGAAGAGCCACAUUUUUGUGCAAAACUUUGCAAUCAAAUGACUUUAAGCCAACUGAGUUUUUUGAGACAUCAUGCAGAAAGCAGGAAUCCAGAGUCAGAGGGCAAACGGAGCAAAGCACAUCUGAAGAUGCUAUUAUAUUGAAUAUUUUUGAAAACAUCAACAGUGAAAACACACCUCCUUUUCAUCAAAGUGUCAUGAAGGAAGAGAUCAGGCUCAGUGUUCAAAAAUUGGUUGGUGUUUCCCAAAUCCAAGCCAUAGACAUAUGCAUUGCAACACAAAGGCAAGCCAAGGAUCCUGCCUGGUUUGAUGAAAGAUGCAAACGUGUGACAGCAUCUCAUUUUGGGAAAAUAAUGAGCAGAAGGAAAAAUAUUUGGCCUAAGGCUAUCAUAAAUUCCAUCACAAGAGCAAGGGCUACAGAUAAAGGGAAUUUACCAGCACCAUUGAAAUGGGGUAUUGAUAAUGAAGAUGUAGCAAUCAUUAAAUAUAUUGAAAGUAAACCAUUGGAUGGAAACUUUCAAAUUAAAAAAUGUGGAUUCAUUAUCAACACUGCUAUUCCAUGGCUUGGUUGUAGUCCAGAUGGGGUAGUUUUAAGAAACAAUGUACCAGUGGGAUGCAUUGAAGUAAAGUGCCCAUUCACUAAAAGAGAAAUGAGUUUGGCUAGCGCUUCUGAGGAAAAAUCUUUCUUUUUGAAACCUAGUUCAAAUGGACUUCAGCUGAAGAAAAAACAUAAUUACUUUUACCAAUUUCAGGGUAUACUGAACAUUCUAAAUCUCCCAUGGAUUGACUUUGUUGUUUUUACAAAUCUGGACUUGCAUGUUGAAAGAAUUUAUAGGGACACUGCGUUAUGGCAGAAUACAAUGUUGCCUGAAGUGACAGAUUUUUAUUGUAAUUAUAUUUUUAAAGAUUGAUGAGAGUAAAAUUUGAUUUUUUAGUCUUUUGAGUUUUAUAUCUGGAUGGUUUAGGCCUUUCUUAGGGAGAAUAUACUUUCUCAUUUCUUUUGCAUUUAACAGUUCAUAGUGACUUCAAAAGAUGUCACUUGAAAAUUCUAAAAAUAUAUCGAUCAACAUUUUAAGGAACUUCUCAUAUUUUGGGAAAAUCACAGAUGCAAUACUACAAGUAUUUUAAACGUAAGAUGAUUACUUUUGAAGUAAUCAAAAAUGAUGUCAAUGAUGUUUACUAUUGGAGGAACAAUAAAAUAAAAUUUGACAGGAGUUUGAGAAAAUAGAAAUCAACAAAAUUUAACACCAAUGUCUGUUUCAGUAUAGUGAUGUAUAAAAUAUAGUAUGUAACUUAGUGCAUUAAAUCAUCAAAUCUACCAUAAAUAGCACUACAAAUCCAAACUAAUCUGUCUGUAAUCAAUGGAGGCAAAAAGUUUGUCAAAUAGCAACAAAUUACCCAUAUCUUACUUAGAUCACUAGCCAUUGUUAUAGGAAACACUGAACUUAAAAUUCUGAAUGUUUUAAUUCGUGCUAUUGCUCUUUCGACAUGAAUGCGUACAGCUGCUAUCUGCCUUGUCUCUUGUUCUUCGUCAAUUGUCAAAUGUUCCUUCCCUCUGAGGAAAGGGGGUAUAUUCAAAGAUACAUCCUUUGGUAAAACAUUCUCUAACUCAAAGCCUUUAUCAGCCAUUAUUGAGUCUCCUGGUUCUAGAAAACUCAAAACUCCACAGUCCACUGUUGCCUGUUUGUCACUUGUUCUACCUGCAUACAAGUCUGAUGCAAAUGAAAUACCACCUGCAGGUGAGUUUCCCACAAGUCCCUUAGCAGUAUUGUAAUGUUUGUAAUGUGAAAAGGUCACACUCUGUGAUCUGACUGAGCUAGCCUUUUCAACGAAUAAUUCUGUGCAGUCUAUAACAACACGUGUUUUAGGAUAAAGGGCCUUGAAACAGUUUGGCAUGGUUUCAUCAACACACUCUCUUGUUGGCCAAAUUGGCAUCAUCCGAAAGAAGUUAUGUAGGAAGUCAAUCCAUGUUGUGCAAAUUCUUGACAAAUGAAUGACAGAAAUAGAUGCCCUGUAUGCAAGGUCUUCUUCAAGCAACCCCAAACGCAGUCAAACAAGUACAAGGAAAAACUCCUGCUCUGGUGUAAGACUUAGUUUUGGUCCCCGUUUAACAUGGUCUGGGUUUGUUAAAUUCUCUGAAUUGGUGCCAGAAUCAUAAUGAACUAACUUGUAAGCUACAUCUCCAAAUGAUUUUAACAGCAGUUUAAAAGUUAUGUAAUCAGGUAGGCCAGUAUAAAACCUGAACAUUUUGUUAUCUUCCUUUAUAUCAUCUAAGGUAAACCCUGCCUUUUUUCCAUUUUAGAGCAGCCUUUCGGCCAUUCCAGCAUUUUCUAAUCUGAGUCUUUCAUUCUCAGUUCUAAGCCUUUGGUUUUCAUCUUCUAGGAACUUAAUUCUGUCCUGAAAAUCUUUCUCAGCAUUAAUUUCUGUGUCCUCUAACAGAAACGAUACAUUCUCGUCAUUGGUUUCCAUUUCAACUUGUUCUGAAAAAAUGUUUCGUGCAUUGGGUUCAAAGGGCACCCUGUUCCUGGCCUUAGUUGUUGAUCUUGGAUUGAUUGGCUUGUCCUUGGCUGUUUUUGGAGUCAAAGUUGGUGUGUUGCACAUGUAAGUCUUCUUGCCGCCAGGGAAAUGCUUUGAGCAGACUCGAUGCCCUGAUGUCGGCUUGAAGUCUUUCCUGCCAACUAGAUGAAUCCACCGCUUCCUCAGAAGCUUCUUUUCCUCUGACUGACCAUCAGGAAAAUUGUAAAAGGAGAGAGGCGAGGGUCUUUUUUGCUGUUACUGAAACACUCAGGGACGCAACAGGUGUAUCCUCCCAUUCCUCCUCGUCUUCGCUUGACGUCUUCUGACGCAAAUUCGCAAUGAUGACGUAAUUAGGGUAAAGGUCUAUUGGGCUGUCAUCUCACUUGCCCCUAUCUUUUUUCAAAUACCAGUCAUUUGUUCCAGCCAUACGGUGUGUAAAGACCGAACACCAGACGCUUGAAUGCUUGAAUAUGAGCCUAUUACUAUCUAAGUAAUCAUAUAGUUGAUUGUAUACUACUUUUUCGAAUGUACGAAACAAUACAGGCAACACAGAGAUCGGUCUAGAGUUUGAACAAUCAUCUCUCACUCCGCUCUUGUAAAUUGGGGCAACAGGUGCUUUUUUCCAAUUUGUAGGAAAUUUUCCAGAGAAUAAAGACAUAAAGAUCGCAUAAUUAACCAGGGAUUAGAGGCAAAGCAAUCUUUAGAAAAAAGCUUGCAAUACCAUCACAACCAGAGCCAUGCAAUGUCUUCAUUUUCAUCAUAACUUUAGUUCCAUCUUUCUCUGAAACAGCUUUGAAAGAGAAAUUUCCCAUAGCGCUACCGAGUUCAUAUUCAUUGGAUAAAAGUGGGUUUGUUUUUUUUCUGAAAUUUUGUCACUUAGUUUAUUUCCAAAUGUACAGAAAAACUCAUUCAUUGAUGAAGCAUAAACAAUGAUCGUUUGAAUUUCAAAGCUCAGUUUUUCAUAGGUUGAUAUGCAUGGUCAAAUGAGUUCCCCUCUCUAAUGCAGUGGCGUACAUGACUUUCUCAAAACGGUACUCACAAAGUUUUAUGUGUAUAAGGGCCUGGGCGCACUGGUUUCUGAUAAAAAGCUCGGAGAGGUUGUUUGCCGUUUGGUUAACUUAAAGUAGUUUAAAACAAAGAACGCAUCUAACUUUUGGAUAGUUUUGCCUAUUUGGGUAUAUACUUUCCAUUUUGCCAUUAUUCUGUCGUUUUAUACUCUGAGAGCAUAGCGGUCAAAUCUUUGAUUGGCUGAGAGCUCUGUUCGCUGCCAUGUUCUAAGCCAAUCAGCACACAGGAUUCUCACAACAAAAUCGCUUCGGAGCUAGAAUUAGGCCCAUUUUCGCCAUUUCAGCGUGUUUUUACCACAUUGUCUACAGAAUUUCCACAUUAUUUUUUGUCCAGUUCAUCAUCAUGCGUUGCUAUUUAACCUAUAUUGGCGCCACUGUUCGAUCGCAAAGAAUAAUAUAAAAAAACACCUUGCAAAUGAUCGAUAAAUUUCGUGUCGAGAUUCAGAUAAAUUACGUUUUUACCUCUCCCCACCCAAAGCGCUUUAGACAUUUCAAAUUUAGACAAAAUCAAUUAUAUACUUACCUUGAAACUAGGAAUGGUUCAUAAUCUCGUCAUAGAUGCACUCACUGUUCAGCCUUAGAUUCCGCGGUGAUCGUCUAUGUAAUGAUCACAACGGUACGAAGGCUUUCAUAUUCACCCUCGAACUCGAUAAAUGUAUCUUUGUCCUCUGGAAUCAAAAUUUAUUUCAUAAAAGUGAAAAAUUUCAGCAACAGCCCAGAGUAAUUUCAAUCAUGAUUUGCCAAAGACAAUUGACCAUUAUUACUAAUUUUAUGUGAUGAAAAUGGCGAAUACACUCACGCGGUAAGACUGGGAUCUAAUAAAAUUUGAAAACGGCGGGAAAAAGUGACGAAAACGCACCCUCGAAAUUUUCCCGC